Anas platyrhynchos (mallard) is the source of this 2824-nucleotide messenger RNA. RefSeq names its product FKBP prolyl isomerase 10 (gene FKBP10). Gene Ontology annotation, cellular component: endoplasmic reticulum. The record is from RefSeq and is a predicted model, not a curated record. Gene Ontology annotation, molecular function: peptidyl-prolyl cis-trans isomerase activity; calcium ion binding. Lineage: Eukaryota; Metazoa; Chordata; Aves; Anseriformes; Anatidae.
GCAGCUGGGCCGGGCUGAGCUCGCAUCGGCGCGGGAGAGGGGCCGGGGAGGCCCCACCUCUGCGCCUUCCUCUCCGCUCUGAGCCUUUCCAACCGGCCGCAGCCUCCCAGCGCCAUGGCCUUGGGCAGCUUCGUCCUCCUGCUGAGCCUCCUGGGGGUCCUGGGGCUGGGCGACCCCGGCCCCCUGGAAGACGUGGUGAUAGACAGAUACUAUAUCCCCAAAAUCUGCCUGCGGGAAGUCCAGAUGGGGGAUUUCAUUCGCUACCACUACAAUGGGACCUUUAAAGAUGGCAAAAAGUUUGACUCCAGCUACGACCGAGGGGCCACGGUGGCCGGCGUGGUGGGCGUCGGGCGGCUGAUCACCGGCAUGGACCGGGGGCUGCAGGGGAUGUGCGUGAACGAGCGGCGUCACCUCAUCGUGCCCCCCCACCUGGGCUACGGCAGCAUCGGCGUGGCGGGGCUGAUCCCCCCCGAUGCCACUUUGUAUUUCGACGUGGUCAUGCUGGACAUCUGGAACAAGAACGACAAGCUGCAGAUCACCACCUUGUCCAAACCCGAGCACUGCAACCGCACGGUGGAGAACUCGGACUUCGUGCGGUACCACUACAACGGCACGCUGCUCGACGGCACCCCCUUCGACUCCAGCUACAGCAAGGACAGCACCUACGACACCUACGUGGGCACCGGGUGGCUGAUCAAGGGCAUGGACCAGGGGCUGCUGGGCAUGUGUGCCGGGGAGAAGAGGAGCAUCAUCAUCCCCCCGUUCCUAGCCUAUGGGGAGAAGGGCUAUGGGACCGUGAUCCCACCGCAAGCCUCGCUGGUGUUCAGCGUGCUGCUGGUGGACUUCCACAACCCCAAGGAUGGGGUCUUCCUGGAGCACCUGGAGGUGCCGGAGUCCUGCAAGCGCAGGGCUGUGACCGGGGACUUUGUGCGUUACCACUACAACGGCACGCUGAUGGACGGGACGCUCUUCGACUCCAGCUACUCCCGAAAUCACACCUACAACACCUACAUCGGGAAGGGCUACAUCAUCCCCGGCAUGGACCAGGGCCUGCAAGGGGUCUGCAUGGGGGAGAGGAGGCGGGUGGUCAUCCCCCCCCACCUGGCUUACGGCGAGAACGGAGCAGGGGACAAAAUCCCCGGCUCAGCCGUGCUCAUUUUUGACGUCCACGUCAUCGACUUCCACAACCCGGCCGACCCGGUGGAGAUGGAGACCGUGUACCGGCCCGAGGGCUGCAACAUCACCACCCGCAACAGGGACUUUGUCCGCUACCACUACAACUGCUCCCUGCUGGAUGGCACCAAGCUCUUCUCCUCCCACGACUACGGCAGCCCCCAGGAGGUGACUCUGGGGACCAACAAGGUGAUCGAGGGGCUCAACAGAGGUCUCCUCGACAUGUGCGCCGGGGAGAGGCGGGUGCUCAUCGUUCCCCCGCACCUGGGCCACGGGGAGAGCGGAGCCCGGGGGGUGCCAGGCAGCGCCGUGCUCCGCUUCGAGGUGGAGCUGAUCUCCAUGGAGGAGGGGGUUCCCGAAGGCUACCUCUUCAUCUGGCACGGGGACCCGCCGGAGAACCUCUACGAGCAGAUGGACCUCAACAAGGACGGGCAGAUCCCCGCCGAUGAGUUCUCCACCUUCAUCCUGACCCAAGUGGCAGAAGGGAAGGGGCGCCUCAUGCCCAGCUCCGACCCCGACAAAGUCAUCGCCGACAUGUUCAAGAACCAGGACCGCAACCAGGACGGGAAGAUCACGGCCGAGGAGCUGAAGCUGAAGUCGGAUGAGGACCAGGAGAAGAUCCACGAGGAGCUGUGAGGUGCAGCCCCCGCUCCCCCCCGGGUACAGGACUGCCCUUUGCCACUGCCAUGGCCGGGCUCCCCAGGGAGCCAGCUGGGAACCUGCCCCUGCCCCUUGCGAGGGGAAAAAAAAAAAAGAAACAACAAAAAACAAUAUUUUGCCCCCCCAUUGUUUAAUUGAGGGGGAUUUGAUGUGUUCCUCACGGACACAAAAACUCACCAGCCCCCAGGUAACGCGCCCAGACCAGCAGGUGGGAAGCACCCAAACUCUUGGGCAUCUCGGUGCCCCCCGGGGGGGGCAGUGCCUGCAUUUCCCCACCCUGCCCCGUGUCCUCCCAUCCCCUCGAGCCUUGCCCCACGUCCCCUCUGCUGCCGGUUCUGCCCCCAGCCCUGCCUCGACCCCUCUGCUCUCGGUGCCCCACGGGGGGGUCAGGGCAGUGGCACCCCCUCCCCAGGCUGUCCCCGAGCUCCUCUCCCUUGUCCUUGGCCAGCGACUGCACCUCCUGCGAUGCCGCAGGGAAGUGGGGAUCUUCCCCUCCAUCUCAGCCGUAUUGCUGUAGUUUAGGGGUGUUUUUUGUUGGUUUCUUUCGUUUUUGUUAGUUUUAAGUACACUUAAAUACCAAUUCUUAAAGGAGAAGAGAAAUAAAGAGGGGCCCUCCCUGCUGGUCCCUGCUGCUGGCCCAGCCUCUGCUUCCCCUGGGACACGGGCUGGAGGUGGCUCAGGUUCCCAGGAUCAAACCCUGAUGCCCCACGGACAUCCCCUGCUUCGUGUCCUCCUCAUCCUCCCCACCCCACAGCCGCAGCCAGCAGGGAUGGAGAAAAAUCAGCCCCGUUUGGUUCUGAUGCCUAAAUGCAGCUAAUUGAACGGCGCUCUCAGGUCUGUCCCAGCACGUCCCCAUCACCUCCCCUCCGGCUCUGUGUGACCUCGCAGAGAGAGAUUAAAAAAGGCGAGACCAGAACUGUGCAAAGAGUUGGAGUGAGCCCCUCUAAUGAUGACAGGGCACCAAAUAAAUGAUUUUGACUGGUUUCCAGAA